This is a messenger RNA of Marchantia polymorpha subsp. ruderalis, 984 nucleotides long. The record is from the annotation of a GenBank genome assembly. NCBI's taxonomy places the organism in Eukaryota, Viridiplantae, Streptophyta, Marchantiopsida, Marchantiales, Marchantiaceae.
GUAAUUCCUCGCUAUAAAAAAGUGGGCGCGAAUAUUCCUCUAAAAACGAUAAUCCACGUCAGAUAUUGACGAGCGAGAUACUAGAGCGCGGUUGCCUUCCGCACGCGGUGCCGUUCAGGCUUCGAAUUGAAAUUGAAAUUGCACGAGGCGGCGUCGAGGCGUCGGAAGAUUCGCAUGGAGUUCAUAAUGCACAAUCUUCGCGUUCUUCGAGGAUGAUGCGUCGGGGACGAGGCUUUGACGACGAAGCACUCGUUAGGUUUCGUUACUCGCAUCGCUGCGCUGCGGGCUGUUCCUGCAGCGCUUGAGGGUCUCGUCCCGAUGCAGCACAGGAUUGCGCCCGACAGUCGGUCGACGACUUGAUGCCCAUGGCAACCACCGGGUGGUUGCACAUUGUUACACCCUCCUGAUUCGGAAUAAUUUCUCGGCUACUAUUCGAGUACAGAGCCUGGAGCAAAGAUUGUAGCAGUGACAUUAUUGUGGCUGGUCCGAGCUGGGUACUGAAUGCCCGUCACCGUUAGUCUCUGGCCUCCUAAGUUAGGGUCUCAAAGUUCGACGUUUCACAAACUCCAGAUUUCGAGACGAAGGAAAGCAGGGAGGCCGAGUACGUCUGCCGGCGACAACGAUAUGUUCUUUUCAGAGAUCAUCUGUCCACCUUUUCUUCAAUUUGGAUCAGUCUGGCCGUAUUGGGAAGAGAGUCCUAAAGCAAGAAAGGACAGAAUUAGGAAUCUAUAGAACCGACAUUUGCAAGAUACAUCAGUUUAUAGUUUGGUGAAUGAUGAUAUAGAAGAAGAAUGUGAUAGUAACUACGUGGUGAGGUGAGGAGCCGUGAUCGCACUAAGUGAAGUCGAGAGGCCAGAGUUAGGGAUAUGUACAAUAAGACCCAUUAUCUACCAGUAAAGACAAAGCGAUAUUGGAAAAGAAAAUCAGCAGAGUUUAAUCCAUUUUACGACACUUUUUACGACUUUUAAAGGUACAUGUAUCCAU